Messenger RNA from Trichomonas vaginalis G3, 882 nucleotides. Its product is annotated as organellar and viral DNA polymerase type B. Lineage: Eukaryota; Parabasalia; Trichomonadida; Trichomonadidae. The record is from RefSeq and is a predicted model, not a curated record. The annotation marks the transcript as partial. The transcript has a single exon.
AUGUAUGAUUUAACAGAAUAUGAAGGCUUAACGAUGUCAGAUGUAAAGAAAGGCAAACCAAAAAAGAGACCAUAUAGAGAUGAAAGCACACUGACAAAUGACCAGAAAGCCAUUUUGGAAGCUCUUAAGCAAACAGGAAACCCAGCACUUAUAGAAAGCUUUUGGAAAGAUAAUGGUGAAAAGAAGUUUUAUAAGAAGAGAAGCGGUCAGUUCUGGAAGUAUCUUUGCACAUUACCUAUAAAUCUUGAACGCUACCAAAUCUUCAAUGAACUGAACAAAAGAACUGCAACACUUAUGACAGAGGACAAUUGUUUCGUUUAUGCUUGCAUUCAGGCUGGAGUAAAUGAAGAAACUAUUGACCACAUGAGAGAAGUCAUUCGUGUUAGAGACUUUCCUCAAAGUAAAGUACAAGAAAUUUCUGACGCAACAGGUAUAGCAUUUAAUGUUACCAUUGGUUAUUUCAAUGACUCAAGACAUAAUGAAAUAAAGAGAUAUAUACCAAAAGAAUGCGAAACUGUUAGAACUAUUGACUUACUUCUUGUUGAAGACCACUACAUGCUAAAUGAAAGAUUACCAAUGACAACAUACUUCAUUCGAAACUAUAAAGAAAUUCUCAAAGCUUGUGGUGGAAUGAACAUUGAGAAACAGAUGAAGAUUUAUACAAAGAGAGAAGAUAAAUAUGUAGUUCGUUAUGAUAGAACAACACCGUUAUGGGAUGUUAUGAAAACAUUGUGGGAGUGCAAAUAUUUCGAACCUAUUUCUUAUGGAGAACUUUUCACAUAUACUACUGACUUAUAUAAACAGAACCUUGCACCAUUUAAAGAUUUGACAUAUGCUCCAAAGUAUUGUGUACAACUGAAGAAGAAAGCAGAGUCAAAAGAA